Molecule: messenger RNA, 1968 nt
Organism: Rhipicephalus sanguineus (brown dog tick)
Lineage: Eukaryota; Metazoa; Arthropoda; Arachnida; Ixodida; Ixodidae
Product: high affinity cAMP-specific and IBMX-insensitive 3',5'-cyclic phosphodiesterase 8B
Exons: 15
Coding region: 1-1968 (655 amino acids)
Biological process (GO): signal transduction; positive regulation of ERK1 and ERK2 cascade
Molecular function (GO): 3',5'-cyclic-nucleotide phosphodiesterase activity
Source: RefSeq, a predicted model, not a curated record
AUGGCGCCGCCACAAGACGGACUCUCCCUCCACGACGCGGACGCGAAGUACAAGGUCGCACUCGAGCGCAUUGUCCACGGAGAAGGGACCGUCGCGUUCAAGUUCGGCUCGAUGUACCUCACUCUGCCGGCCGUCAGAGUGAUGUUCGUGUUCACCAAAGAGGACGCGCAGUACGAAGCGCUCAAGUGGGCCGCCGAGAAGAUGCACUACGCGUGCAGCCUGAGCACCACGGCUGAGGAGGCCGUCGAGAAUUUUUUCAACGAGCGCCCGCACCUGGUGUUCAUCGACGCGCGAGGAAAGGGCAGCAUGGACCCGACAGCCCUGUGCAGGACUCUGCGAGGCAACAGAGGCAGCCAGUUCUCGUGCAUCGUGGCUGUCGUUAAGAGAGCGCUGGCCGACAAGGAAGACGCGGCUAUCGUACCACUGCUCAAGUACGGUUUCAGCAGGUGGCUCACUGAAACGUGCUCCCACGGCGUUUGCCUGAACGAGAUGAUCCAAAUCGAGCACAACGACCUGGCCAACCUGCGGAAGCUCGAGGCCUCCGAGGCGCUCUUCUCAGCACUGCACUUCACCCGAGACGGCGUCAUCGUCACCGGACCUUCGCACGAUAUACAGUUCAUGAACCACGCAGCCGAGAGGUUAGUGGGUUACACGGCGGAAGAACUGCUGGGCGAGGACGCCCAAGAGCUGCACCGCACCGGAGCCCUGAAGGCGGAAGUGGCCGAGCACAUCAGCGCCGAGCUCCACAAGGGCCACCCGUGGCAGGGCACGCUAUUCCAGCGCCGCAGGUCCGGCGAAUGCGUUCCCGUCUUGAGCAAGAUUGCGCCCGUCGACAUCACUGGGCCAGGGAAGAUGGACCACGUGGUGUACGUCAAGGAGAACCCUUUUCUCCUGGACAGGCCCUUCUCGCCCGACACUGCCGGCUCCAACAAGCGACAGGCGUGCGCAGCGAAGUACCAAGCGAUGACGAUCGAAGGUCCUGUGACAAAGGUAGUCAACAUGCUGAUGGCGACGAAAGAAAACUGCGCAGCCUCCGUGAGCCAGUCACUGGACCGCGUCAUCGACAUCCUGCGGUCUACUGAACUGUACAACCCGCAACUGAGUGCCAGCAUGGGAAAGGCCGAGGACCAGAUGACAUCAGACCUGGUCGCGGGACUCACUUCCACCGGCCAGAAACCGACGGGCGUCCGGCGACUGUCUCACGAGACUGCGCUGAUGAAAGUGAACGUUGUGAAGGCGACGCCGUCGACGACGGCGACGGCGCACGGCUGCCUCUCGCCCAGCCUGGCCGCAGCACCUUCCAAGAUCCGAGAGCUGCUCGAGAACGACGUCAAGUGGGACUUCGACAUCAUCGAACUGGAGUCGCACACCUCACGACGAGUUCUACGCAGGCCGCUCAUCUGGCUGGGCAUGUCCGUCUUUGCCAAAUUCAGCGUGCACACCAGUCUGGAGUGCGGCGACACCAUCAUAAGUAACUGGCUGCAGCUGAUUGAGUCGCACUACCAGGACAACCCGUACCAUACCUCGACGCACGCGGCAGAUGUGAUGCAAGCAACGGCGUACUUUCUGCUAAGGCUGAGAAACAAGGACAUAUUUGACCCGCUAGACGAAGCCAUCUGUCUCCUGUCGGCCGUCAUUCACGACGUCGACCACCCCGGGAGGUCAACUCCAUUCCUCUGUAACUCCCAGGAUCCGCUAGCCAUUCUCUACAACGAUCGGUCGGUGCUCGAGACUCACCACGCAGCAUUGGGCUUCAAACUGACGCUGUCGGACGAGAAGGUGAACAUCUUCCAGAACAUGGAGCGUGACGUCUACCGUUCGGUGCGAGCUUCCAUCAUCGACAUGGUGCUGGCUACAGAGAUGACGAAGCAUUUCGAGCACCUGUCCAAGUUUCUCAACGCCUUUCAGAAACCCGCCCAAGACGACGACGCGUUUGGACCAGAGGUGACAAGGACUAAAAGCACGUAA